Messenger RNA from Staurois parvus, 345 nucleotides. The record is from the annotation of a GenBank genome assembly. Lineage: Eukaryota; Metazoa; Chordata; Amphibia; Anura; Ranidae.
AUAGGCGGCACUGACUGGCACUGUUAGGCGGCACUGAUAGGCGACACUGACUGGCACUGAUAGGUGGCACUGACUGGCACUGAUGGGUGACAUUGAAAGGCAGCUCAGAUGGGCACUGAUAUGUGGCAUUGAUGUGCACUGGUAUGCACUGAUAUGUAGCAUUGAUGUGGCACUGGCAUGUGGCACUGAUGAGCACUGACAGGUGGCACUGCUGGAGCUACACUGAUCUUCAGGGCACACUAAUCAUCAGUGCCCUUAUGAUCACUGUCAGCGUGACAGCUCGAGAGGAGAGAAAUGCCGAUAACCGGCAUUUCCGUGUUUACAUGUGAUCAGCUGUGAUCGGCU